Messenger RNA from Balaenoptera ricei (Rice's whale), 947 nucleotides. It is a transcript of the gene TMED6, whose product is annotated as transmembrane p24 trafficking protein 6. Bases 51 to 776 code for a protein of 241 amino acids. Gene Ontology annotation, cellular component: Golgi apparatus; endoplasmic reticulum; COPII-coated ER to Golgi transport vesicle. The transcript is spliced from 4 exons. The record is from RefSeq and is a predicted model, not a curated record. Gene Ontology annotation, biological process: endoplasmic reticulum to Golgi vesicle-mediated transport; intracellular protein transport; Golgi organization. Lineage: Eukaryota; Metazoa; Chordata; Mammalia; Artiodactyla; Balaenopteridae.
UGGUUCCACUGGGCUGCUGCAAGCAGUUAGAGCGGUCUCCAGAGAGCAGCAUGUUCCCCUUGCUCUUUGGGGCUGGACUGGUGGUUCUGAACCUAGUGAGCUCUGCAAGGAGCCAGAAGACAGAACCUCUUAGUGGCUCUGGGGACCAGCCCCUCUUCCAUGGUGCGGAUCGAUACGACUUUGCCAUCAUGAUCCCUCCAGGAGGCACAGAAUGCUUUUGGCAAUUUGCCCACCAGACUGGAUACUUCUAUUUCAGUUAUGAGGUUCAGCGGACACUGGGAAUGUCACAUGACCGGCAUGUUGCUGCCACUGCACAUACCCCACAGGGUUUCCUUAUAGACACCUCUAAGAAUGUUCGGGGCCAGAUUAACUUCUCUACCCAAGAGACAGGUUUUUAUCAGCUUUGUCUAACAAAUCAGCAAAAUCGCUUUGGUUCUGUGCAAGUAUACCUCAAUUUUGGAGUCUUCUAUGAGGGGCCUGAGAUGGACCACAAAGAGAAGAAUGAAAGAAAACAACUGAAUGAUACUUUGGAUGCAAUUGAGAAGAGUACACGAAAGGUGCAGAACAAUAUCUUUCACAUGUGGCGAUACUACAACUUCGCUCGCAUGAGAAAAGUGGCUGACUUUUUCCUACUCCAGUCAAACUAUAACUAUGUGAAUUGGUGGUCGACAGCCCAGAGCCUUGUUAUUAUUCUUUCUGGGAUCCUGCAGCUAUAUUUCUUGAAGCGUCUCUUCAACAUCCCAACGACUACAGACACAAAGAAGCCAAGAUGCUAAGCUCGAACAACUACAGUGCCCUGGCUCUUUUCUUCUGGGGCACAAGCUCUCUCAAAUCUUUGUAAAGUUAUUGGGAAAAAAUCAAUUUUUCUUGUUAGAAAGUUGUAGCCUAUUGCUCUCAUCUACACAGGCAAAAUCGCAAUAAAUAAAAAUGUGUAAAGUUUUGACGUU